Molecule: messenger RNA, 9363 nt
Organism: Daphnia carinata
Lineage: Eukaryota; Metazoa; Arthropoda; Branchiopoda; Diplostraca; Daphniidae
Product: mucin-17-like
Biological process (GO): positive regulation of transcription by RNA polymerase II
Cellular component (GO): histone methyltransferase complex; transcription regulator complex; nucleus
Source: RefSeq, a predicted model, not a curated record
AAACUAUCGAUACCUUAGAAGCUUUUGCAAAUGGCGGCUAUGAAGCCCCCAAAUUUUAUUAUUGUUCGAUGGAGUAUAUCAGACCAUUAAGAUUAUGCCGGAUUGUUUCAACCCCCCAGAGAGUGAAGAGAACCGCCAGCUGCGGGUCCGCCGAGUGGAGCCGUGGAACUCGGUCCGGGUCACCUUCACCUUGCCCAGGGAGGCGGCCGGCCGGCUCCGCCAGCUGGCCCAGGUGGGCGAUGCGGCGCUUAGAGAAUUAGGAAUAUUAUCCCUGCAGCUGGAAGGCGAUCAGGUCAUAUCCCUGACGAUCGCCGGUCGAUAUGAAGCGCAAGAGAUUGUUUUCCGGACGGAACCAGCAGGAGCAGCAGCAAAUGUAUCAGCUGCUUCUGCAGUCAAUGGAAGUGUAGGAGGAAAUAGUGUAUCGCCUUUAACCGGGUCAGUGGUGUCAGCAACAUCCUCCCCAGCCAGUGUGACAGAAUUAUUGGCGCAAGUCGCCUCUACCGGAGCCGGUGUUAACGGCCUAGUGACUCCUUCUCAGGGUAGUGCCAGUGUCCUCUUGCCGACCGAUGUGAAUGUCGGCAACAAUAGCAACUUCCAGCAGCCAGUGGUGGCUGUGUCGUCUGCCGGAGCGUUCCGCAGUCCGAAUGUCGUUGCGCCAGGUAGUCAGCCGAUUCCUUACGUGCAACAACAUCAGAGACCUGUUCUAGGAGGAGGAUGUAGUGCGAGCGCGCAAUCGAAUGUCGGACCACACAACAGCAAUCCGAACAGCGGGAUCGGCGGUAGUGGUGUCGUGGCGGCUCGUGCCCAACCGGUCUACGCGGGUCCCUACCCAUUCGCCAGUAUGACCCACGCCGCUCAAUCCAUGCUCGGCCAAACGGGCCAGCCGUCCUCCUCCUCUUUAUCCUCAGCUUCUUCUUCUUCUUCUUCUUGUUCCCCGGCCAUCACCACCAUGUCUCAAACAAUACCCAGAACGGGACGGCCUCCUACAACAAUGACGGCCAAUACAAUCAACCACCCGGCUGUAGCGUCAGGCCCGCCUCCUCCGACAUCUACAGCUUCUUCUUCUUCACCUUCUCCACUUCAAGUUCUGUCAAGUGCCUUGCACCAUGUCACUAUGAAAUCUGCCGAACCCGCCGCCACGGCCGCUGUUGUUUUCGCGCCGCCCACUACUAUGCAAGUCGGAGGAAUCAACGCACUCUCUUCCGCCCAGCACUUCCAGCCGAAUCCAACACAGCAACAACCGUUCCCCAGCACGUCAUCACCUACACCGACUGCCGUUAGGACAACGCCGGUGGUGGCAAUAAACCAACCCGUACCACCGACGUCCGGCUCGUCCAAUUUCCAAUCGGUUCCCAUCACGACCGUGUCGAGCCCGCUCUUAGUCAAUCUGUUGCAGCAACAACAACAACAGCGGCAACAACAGGAACAACAGCAGUUGCAGCAACCUAGGACAAUGUUAGCCAGUCGGAGUGGAUCGCCCGGUGCGCAAGGAAUGGCAUCAGCCAGCAUGGGACCUGUCACGUCGACGGUCAAUUCGAGUGAUGUGGCAAUGGAAUCGAAUCCAGUUGACGUCCUGGACAAGGUCAGACAUCAAAAGCAGCAGCAGGUGAUGGGAGGAGUCGGUCGUCCGGUUAGCCGUACGCACAACUCGCCACUUUCGUCAUCUCCGGCCGCCUCACCUUACCCUGUUUCCUCUUCUUCUCCCAAUUCGCCGGCCGGAACGCCCGUCGUGGCGACUCCUGCUCCGGUAGAGACAAACCUGACAUUGGCUGCCUCAGUCACGGUGCUUAAUGUUCGGACAGGUGCACCACUCAACGCCCACACGGCUCUCAGCGGCCUGGCCCCCGCGAUUCCUUCAGCACAUCCUUCGUCCAGCGUUGCUGCUACCCCUGUUGUUGUCCCGGUUUCGUCCUCGUCUUCUACGCUGGAAACUGGAGAAGCCCUUCAGACUGAUAGAUUAAACCAGCCGAUGAUGGUCCAGCAACAGCAAUUUGUUGUUCGGCCGCCUGGAAGUGUACCAUCUGCUUCAAUGGUUGCUGGAGUACGAAUGCCCAUGAUGACUCGGGCUCCCGGGCCUGGAUCUCUUGGUGUUAUUCGCCAUUUGGCGCCAAUAACAACGGCCGCAGCGAUACCAACAGCAACACCACCUGGCGUUGCUUCCGCAGCUGCCACUUCGUCCUCCUCAAUCCGGUCGCCGCUUCAAUCCGCCGUUCCGCCGCCACCUUACCCGGGCCUUAGGCCCAACCUUCAUGUGGUCAAUCACAACCGCCUACCGGUCAUUCCUGGUGGAGCCACCGUCACUGCUGUACCUGCUACCGUUGCCGCGUCCAUAUCCUCAUCGUCUGUGACUUCGUCUAAUGUGAGUGCCAACCUCCUCGAUGGGAUGGUGUGUGUCAACGACACGUAUAUGUUACCUGGAAGAAACAACCUGUCCAUCACUGUCGUCAGCGAUCCCCAGAGGAACGCUGCAACAAACAUUCAGCGCGUAGCUGGAACGACUCCGACUCCACCGCAAACGAUUAUGGGGACGCCCCCGAUGUCGGCAGUCGCAACCAACAACACCAAUCCAACCGCCAUCACUAUCUCGAGAACAGCCUCAGAGAUGGAGAAACAAAAGCAACUGCUUAUCAACCCACUGACGGGUCAUUUAGAGCCGAGUCCUAGCGAGAGCUCCGACAGUGACGUGGAAGUGACCAAAGAUUUGGAAAUGUCGCUGGAGAGCACCUUGUUGAUGCAGUCGCUGCUUGAUCCCACCUCACCCACCUUCCUAGAUCGGCCUUUACCCGACUGUCUCUUCAGCGACGAAGACACGGAGAAAAUGUCGUUGGCAAACGACAAACCCGAUCCGUACGAAUUGUCGUCCAAAACAAUCAAUCGGACAACAGCGACAACAAUAAUCAAUCAGCCCAUUGUGGCCGCAGCCAUCUGCAGGGAACAACCACCGCCGGGAGGCAAAGAGACGGGCGAAGGCAUAAAAUUGCGACUGAAAUUAGAGAAAAAUGAAUCCAAUUAUGUUGCCUUUGUUAAUCUACCUGUACCGAAAUCAUCGCCGAGUUUGGAUCCUGCGGCACCCAACUCGAUUUCCAACAGCGGUGGAAGCAGUCCGGCCACGGAGCCCAGGGUUCCUCCUCUGCACAUCUCCCUCAAAGGUCGCAAUCUGGCUGUUUUGAAUAGUCCAAAGAAGGACGUCAAAAGGAAAAAGUCCCGAAGCCGGCACGAAUCGGCGGAAGAGGAUGAAUUAUUCCACAAAGGUGAAAAGAAGAGCGUCAAACGAAAACGGUCUCAGCAGUUAACGCCAAGUUACGCGGAAUGUGUAGACGACAGAGCAGAGGAACAACAAGAAGAUCUCGUUCCUGUCGAGGAUGUCGAAUCCGAUUGUAAGCCAAAAGUAAAAACGAAAAUGGAACUUGAAACGGGCCCACCUUCCACCAAUAUCGUCUUGUCCGAACCGGCCUCUGAUUUGCCGAGCGUCGACAAGAUGGCCGACAUCAACUUGGCGAUGCCCCUCGUGUUGAUGGAACAGGACGAAGAGGUCGUCCCCAUAACGGGCAGUGUUCCGGGGCCGUCAAUCAAACUAGACGAUGAGCCAGUCAAAUUGGAGGACAUGGAAGUCUGCCUGGAAUCCAAUGAGACCCCACCAACGUGUGAAGUAGCCAUAGUGGACACUCGUAGUGCAAUAGUGAAUCACGUAACGGCAGAUCGUGAUGUAAUGGUGACGUCAGACAAUUCGCGGACAGAGCAAAUAGUGAGCUCAGAUGUAUUGGACGUUGAUGUGACGCCAAUAGGCGAAGAUGUGACCAUGAUACCAUCACCACCUGUUGUUCCUUCGUUACCCUUGAACCCCCCAACUUCUUCCACUCACAGUUCAAAUAGUCCAACCGUCCAUCAAGUGACUGAUCCAAGUUCGCCAUUAUCCCCGCCUCUUGAAUUGUCUGUGGCUAGUCCGGCCGUCCAACAAUCACAAGCGGAGCCGCAACAGCAGGAAUUACCACCUGAAGUGAAGGAUGAACCAUCCAUUCCGGCGUGCGUUGAAAAAACGGAACUCGCAGAAGCAGAGUGUAUUUCUUCCAUAAUCCAACCCAAGUGCGAAGUGGAAGACACGCUGAAUGAUGUCAAACGUGAUGACUUCUUUGCAGAGCCUGUGGAUCAAGAGGGUCUAAGUGCUCGCUUGAUUAAGAACGAAUUAGAGGCGACGAUUAUGCGUACGAAGAUCGGCACCAACGACCUGCACAAGCUGAGUUUACUUAACAAUGUCCACCGGAAGAGCAAUGCUUUAAUCCCAACACCUGAACAAGAGCCAUCGGUUAUUGUUAACGUGAGUACGACGACCACCAUCAAAGUGGCCGAAGAAGCGCUACCUGGAAGUCGAACUAUGAUGACCUCUUCGGAAAAAUCAGCUGAAGAAAUCAUUUCCAGAGAUGUCGUUGUGGUAGAGUCUCCAACAGCUAAAAACGAAGUUAUGGUGGCGACGUCGGAUACGCGGAUCAGUGGCGGAGGAGAAGAUACUGGCAACACUCAGGGGGAAGAUUCUGGUAUCGAAUCGCUGGACGCGUUGUCGGAGAAGAGUCCCAAUCAAGGAGAGAGUCCACCGAGGAGAGAAGAUAAAGAUUAUUCUUCUUCUAAUUCGUCGGAUCAACAGCAAUUUCGACAGCCUUCACCUUUGGCAUCCAUCCAAGCCAAACCGGCAUCCCCACCACCGUCAUUGGAGCCCACGAAGGCAAUCAGUCCUGUACCGACUACAACAUCACCGCCGAAUGUCAUUUCAGAUACAAGGGAUACGGCGAUAGUCGAGUCCGUCGAGGCUGAACAAGUCGCUCUUUCACCACCUGUGGUUGAAUGUGAGCAGGUGUCGGAGGACGUCACUGUAAUAACACCAAAAUCUCCAGCUGUUUCCUCCUGUCCUGUGGAGACGGAAGAUCCUGUUUCCCCACCUGGGCCUUCAUCAUUGGAAGCUGGAAAUGCAUCACCAGCACCGGAUGCCAUCCUCUCUGAGUCGGCUGUUCCAGACGUCGUUCCAGUCAACAACGACAUCCCGUCGGAUCAAACCAUUGCAAUCGCCACGCCACCUGGGCAAGUUACCACAGACGUCUGUUCCAGCCCGCAUCGUUCUCCGCGUCCGACAUCUCCAGCACCGGACGCUGAUUUGACCGUUGGUGAACAUCUAACAGCUACGGAAGAUGCCACGCCAUCAGCGAUUGUUCCAUCAAGCAAUGAAUCGGCCAUCUCUUCUCCGCUACCCGUUCCAGCUUCGAUUGAAAUGGUCGACAGUAAUUCACCUUCUACUCCGGUCCUCCCUAAAGAAACGGAAGUAGUUGCGGCACCAGUUCCAGCAUCGGUUGAAAACACGGAGAAAGAAGUAUCGAUGGAUGUGCCUGUCGAAGAAGUAAAAGAUGAAUUGGUAGCCAGUGGAACAGAAGCUGAAAAAUCAGAACCAGCCGAGGUGGAUGAACUGCAAAUCUCUUCCGAAACAGUUGACGAUCGACCGGUUCCGUGCGAAACGAUUGUGACGGAACCAGAAGAAAUGAAAUGCGCGCAGGUGAAACCGGAAGAAAAGAUCUCGUUAGAUUCCGCUUCGACACCACAUACAGAAGAGCAAAAAACUGUUCAACAAUCGAUGCCUGCCCCAUCCGCCAUGGAGAAAUUGGAUGAGCAGUCGAACUCAAUCUCAUCAUUUUCGCCGGAAUCUCUGGGUAACUCGUGUUCCUCUUCGGCUAGUAGCCCAACCGACGUCGAAUCCAAGACGACAGUAGCACCGCCCAUUGUGGUCUCUAAAACUGAGGAACCAUCACCGGCCGUCGUCGUCGUGGAGGCGGGCACUUCUGGAUCUCAGCCCAAAAUCGGUUUCAUUGCCAACUGUCAUGCCCCGAAACGGACGACUGAAUCACCCAAAGCUGUACCUACACCUCCACCGCCCACCAGCUACGUCCUGUUUUCGUCCAACAGCGCCACUGGUGGGGUAGGAACUAAUUCGAUCGCUUUGUCAUCCAAGUCGAUGGCCAUGAUCGCCUCUUCCGGCGCUGGCGGAGCCACUCGAAUCAGCUCGGCGUCGGGUCUAUUCGCCAUGACGUCCGGAUCGAAAAUGGUCCCCAUCCGGUUAGUUACGAUACCAAAGGGAAUGGAUCUGUCGUCUGCUACGUCACGAUCGGGUCCUGGCCAAGGCGGUCCAGUCAAGAUCCUCGUCUCCAAAGUGUCACCCGGCAAAGUUCACGGAACACCCGUCUCGGCGGUCAUGAUGAAAUCCAUCACCGUUCCAUCUGCUACUUCGGCCGCUCUGUCUGCCUCCUCUUCCUCAUCUUCUUCAACAGGAAUAGCGCCAAUGUCUCUUCCGGUAACAGUCUCAUCCAUUCCAGUUUCCACGUCAGCUGCUGCACGGACCGUAUCUCUGACGACGUCGAAUGUAACGCCUCCUCAACUGGUUACGACAGUGGCUGUGGAACUGGUGAAGAAAGAAGCCAAAGAACCUCCUCCUCCCAAUCGUUCAUCACCUCCGUUAUCCGCACCCGUCGUUGUGAUACCCGUCAAAGAGAAAGACGAAGAGAAACCGUCUUCAUCGAGCAUUAAGAACGAGAAAGAUGCAGCAUCGAUGGCGAACAAUAGCAAAGAUCAAAUCGAUGUCCAGCCAACGGAUGAAGAGGAGCGUGGUCAAUCUCAGCCGCAGUCUCCGUUCCACGGUUUCCCGUCAUUGAACGCCACUCCGGAAGAGAUGAUGAACGACAGUGCCAGCAGUAGCUCGGUAUCAGAAUGCGGCCGUUCGGACACUGGAACAUCUCACCAUUCUGAACUUAAAAACGAGGAAGAUUUGGAGGACGAUGAUGAGGACAUCACCGGGUCUGAAGAAACAACCCCGACUCCGGCAUUGCAACCCGCACCGUUCCACGAACAUCCAGUGACGGAUGCAUUGACCAUCGAAACCCCGAAUGCGCCUGAAACGAUGACGAGGAGUACCCGUUCUGGAACGAGGAUCAUCAGUCCAGAGAUCAGACGCAGUAGUCCUCGACAGCAGAGCCCAGCCGAAGAGAAUAAACAGGGAGGAAUUUCAACAGCAAACAGCGGGGCAGUCACGGCUCGCAAGAGUUCGCGUCGCAAACGCAACGAUUCUGGAUCCAGUGGCACGUCUGAUCCGCCCAGCAGCGGUGACAGGCAAACGCCGACGGAACAAACCGAUGGAUCGCCCAAUCUUUCAACAAGACCAAACAAGCGGAAAUGUUCGGAGAAUGCGAGCGAAAUGAUUAAAGUGUGUAUGGGUCUGGAGGACACCCCGCGCAAAAUGAGCGGCAGUCACAAUGAUUGCAACACCCCCUGUGCCAUCUCCGGUAGGAAAAGGCAAGGCAGCGUCGAUGAUGCUCCAUCGACCAUCCUUAAAAAACAUGACAACUCGGACGACGACACCUUGCCGGACCUUCCUCAUAAAAUACCUCGAACCAACAGGGUUGCCAUUCGUAAUUCAAAGAAGAAUUCCGUCAAAGUGAUGUUGAAAGAAACAGCAUCAAGCAAUACAAACAAUUUCCAUCCUGCUUCAACGACUCCGCCUCCCCCACCGUUGUCGACGGCCAGGAGAUCAGGUCGACAUGUCGGCGGACUUCGAGGAUCGUCCUCCGCAGCGAUCGAGAACAACGGGACACUUAGAAGAAAAACGAGGAGUAGUGCCGCAUUAGUGGCACCUGAAUCUGAUGCCGAAACGGACGGUCCAAUGGCAACGUUGGAUCAACAGACGACUGCUACCACCACUCUAGGAACGGGAACAACUGCAAUAUUGGCUCCUGAUCUUCCGGCAUCUGAUUCCUCCACCACCAACGCUCCACCAGCCAUUUUGGCUCCCCAAGCUGGCCCAGCCAGCGUUUUGGGUGGAUUGUGCAGUGCCACUACAACCGGACCUUUGACGUCGGUCAACAAACGGCGACGAGUGUCACGAGAUAGCCGGUGAUGAAUCCACAUAGUGGGCAGGAGGACAUCAAAUUUGAAUGUUUCUACACUCCCCCCCACUCUGUGGACCUGCCCGCUUUUUGUAUAUUUCUUGUACAUAGAGAAGUUGAUUCACAGACCAGAAACAAGUUGUGGAUUACUCUGCAACAGCACCGUCGCCCCCUCCCGCCAAUUCUCCUAUAGUAACGGAAAGAUCCACUUGAAAUUAUUGUUAAAAAACAACAAAAAAAAAAACAAAAAUAUGUAUUGAAACGGAUUUUUAACGAGAAUGAUGAAGCUGAUGAAUUUGUUGAAAAUUUGAAAGAAAAAAUCUUCUCUCACCUUUAUGUUGACCUCCACCUGCCGUUGCCUUUUUUACGAUUCCUUCUUGCUGAAAUAAUAGUUUGUUUUUUUUUCGUUUGUUUAAAAAGAAUUCGAAUAGUAGCCACAACCCGUAGGGGGUAGGGGCCUGAACAAUCCGUGCAAACGUAGUCAAGAAACGACGAGAGCAUAUGUUUUGUUUAGUGAACGAAAAAGAAAAAAAAGAUUGCAAAAAACAAACCCAAGUUGGGCGUGUUUGCCCGCACCCCCCAUUUAUGCAGCGGAAAGUGUGUCUGUGUGUGUUUGUCUAUAUAUAUAACUAUAUACCGUCAUCUCAGCUGUGCGUGUUUGUGUAUGCUUCUGGGCGUUUUAAUGGAUCAAGUUCAAAAAUGGCGUCGUUGUUGACAUUAUGGUGGAUCGUGCAAUCCUUCGGACAAUAGUGAAAAAUAUGUGAAAUUAAAAGCCUCUUGGAACCAGCGUCGUUUAUCCCACACCACCUGUCGAUUUUUACACACACCAUCUUUUUUUUUUCAUUUUCUUAAACCAAAUUAUUGUAAUCUUAACCUUUUUGUUUUUAAAGAAAAUCUUUUUUCCUCUUCCUCCGUCACACAACAUUUGGGUGGAAAGAAAUCGUUCAAAUUGCGUGCGGGAUCCAUCAUCACAAACAUCAAAAGUGAAAUUCUAUCCAAAAAAAAAUUAUUGACACUUUGUUUGUUGUGACAUAUUCUUGCUCUUCUCUUAUUUCGGUAAAAAUUUCUCAGUAAAAAAAAAGAUGAAAUAUGACUAUUUCGUUGGCAAUUCAUUUCCUUAUUUUUACUGACUUUUUUGUUUACUUUUCUAUCCCAGUUUUUCUUCUUCUCUUUCAUCCAUAUCCCCUUAACUGUUCAUCAUGUUGUAAAUAAUGUGUGUAGACUGAAAUUUUCGCUUUUUGGUUUUGUUUCUUGUUUCUUUUUUUGUUCGGCUCUUAUCCUUGGAUCGUGUAUGUGCGUGCGUGUGUGCGAGAGCGAUUCCAUCUGCCCCCACCACUCUCUUCAUUGACUGUUAUACCACAGCUUUUUUUAAAAAUUGGGGAAUUCCGAAAUCAUGAUAAAAAUUAUGCAGUCUUGUUGCCACUGAAAGAACAAUGCGUAUCUCUCAUCA